AGUGCCAUGAAUACACUGAUAAUUUUACGUAACCACCUUCAAAAUCAUCAAAAUUACGUAGGUACCUAAGUAAUUGAAACGUGAAACGAAUACGGAGGUCCAACUUUGAAGGUUCAAUUUGAAACGAACGACUACAACAGCUACAUAAUGAUUCGAUUAUUCAGGACAAUUUUUUGGAAUCAUUUGAUUAUUCAAGCGAUCAUAAUACGCGAUAUUUUCUGCUUGGAAUUGGAAAUCCCCUCAACGAAUCACUUUCAGAAUACAAUAGACACAGCUCAUUCUCACCCUAAUGAGACACAUUUCACUCACGGAACAUUUGCAAGAGAAGAAGACAACAUUCUCCCUCAAGAAGUACAAACUGCUUCAGUCAUCUUUCUUCAUGGAUUAGGGGGAACAGGAAAGAGAACAAAAGAAGCAGUGCUAUUCUUAAAACGUGAUCAUAAGUUUCGACACAUAAAAAUGGUAUUCCCAACUGCUCCACUCAUUCCAUACACUCCAGAAAAUGGGAACCUAAGCAGAGCUUGGUUCGAUAAAACACAUACAGAUAGUUUCAGUCCAGAAGAUCCAAAUACGCUUCAAAAAACCAUGAAAGAUGUGAAAGAACUAAUACAAAACGAAAUGGAGAUCGGAAUUCCACUAACUCGAAUUAUUAUAGGCGGAUUCUCUCAAGGUGGAGCGAUGGCGUUGAACGUUGCUUAUCGAAACUUUUCCGAAAAUUCACCGAAUUUCGCUGGAGUGUUCGCGUUAGGAGCAUAUCUUCACGGAAACUCAUCACUAUACGAAGAACUUAAAGGCAAGCGCCUGAACAGUAACAGAGCACCGCUACUAUUCUACAGCCACGGGAAAAAAGACAAAAAAGUACUAUACGAAUGGGGAAUCGAAACUUUUGAACGAUUAAAAUCGUUCGGAAUUCAAGGAGAAUUCAGAACUCUUGGGAAAGUUGAACAUAGAAUCAGUACGAAAGGACUUGAUCAGCUUUUUGAGUGGUUGGAACGUACGUUACCGUAGAAUAAUUCUACUCCGAAAUAAAACAAACGUCAACUAAAUUCGAAUAAAUCUAACAAUUACUUGAAAAUUCAUUUAAUUAAACCUUACAUUACAAUUUUUAAAUGCUAAAAGUGCUAAAACCAGAUAGUCUGCAGCAAGCAGCAUAUAUGAUUCAUUUUCAUACUCAGCAUAAAUUAUAGAUUGGCAUACCAACCUUUG
Messenger RNA from Planococcus citri (citrus mealybug), 1206 nucleotides. Its product is annotated as lysophospholipase-like protein 1. Gene Ontology annotation, molecular function: carboxylic ester hydrolase activity; palmitoyl-(protein) hydrolase activity. Gene Ontology annotation, biological process: protein depalmitoylation. Gene Ontology annotation, cellular component: cytoplasm. NCBI's taxonomy places the organism in Eukaryota, Metazoa, Arthropoda, Insecta, Hemiptera, Pseudococcidae. Bases 148 to 1008 code for a protein of 286 amino acids. The transcript is spliced from 7 exons. The record is from RefSeq and is a predicted model, not a curated record.